Messenger RNA from Pipistrellus kuhlii (Kuhl's pipistrelle), 1383 nucleotides. RefSeq names its product lipid droplet assembly factor 1 (gene LDAF1). The coding region runs from base 163 to 684 and encodes 173 amino acids. The record is from RefSeq and is a predicted model, not a curated record. The transcript has 7 exons. NCBI's taxonomy places the organism in Eukaryota, Metazoa, Chordata, Mammalia, Chiroptera, Vespertilionidae.
GCAGCACGCUCCGCCCGGCCUGCGCUCCCCUCCCUCCCCGGCUCCCCGGCUCCAGCUGCUGACGCCGGUUAGGGCGCCGCGAGGCUGUGGCAACAAGAGACAGGGCGACGAGAGUCAGCUGGUGGAAGACCUGAUCCCUAAAAGACUAACGUGCGUUGCAGAAUGGCCAAAGAGGACACCGCAAAUACCUCGAAGGACUUGCAGGAGCUGCAGAGGAAGCUGUGUUUGCUCAUGGAGUCUGUCCAGAACAACUCGAAGAAAAAAAAAAAAAUCAAUAGAAAAAUAUAUCCAUGGGUGGUGGCCUUCAUGAAGUCUCCGGUGGGCCAGUACCUGGACCGCCACCCUUUUGCAGCCCUCACCCUGCUGGUGUUCGUCGUGAUGUCGGCCGUCCCUGUUGGCUUCUUCCUGCUCCUCGUGGCGCUCACCUCCCUGGCUGCCCUCGUGGGAGUCAUGCUGCUGGAAGGCCUGGUCCUCUCGGUGGGCGGCGUGGCGCUGCUCUGCGUGCUCUGUGUCCUGGGCUUCCUGUCGCUCUCCGUGUCGGGGACCAUCGUCGUGUCCUACGUGGCGAUGUCCAGCCUCAUCAACUACUGGCUCUGCCCCAGAGGCCCCGGAACUGACUGCGUCCUCUCGUCAUGGGACAGACCGCUGACGCCGAGCCCCGGCGGCGAUGCCAGCCGCCCGUGAGGUCCAGGCGUGCAGGCCCGCCAGGAGUGCCGACGGAGCCUGUCCCAGUCACUCUGGAGGGUGCUGGGCGGUCACAUUCCCUGGGUGUGUCCUCUGCCUGUCACCUGUUUGUGGGGCCUGCCCUGCCCGGCAGCUUGGCUGCUCACCCUUCUCCCGGGUGAGGCAGACUUGACUUGGAAGUUGAGCCCCUAGAGCCUGUUGAUGGGACCCCAAGGUUGACUUGACCCAGGAGUCUGUGUCUAGGGGCCAAAUUAGGGCAAAUGUGGAUUGUUUUUUAGUUCUUCCUUUUGUUUUUAGAAAUGAGAGAAGCUGUUUAUUUCUCCACUCACUCGAAACAAGAGUAGGGGUGAGAAAUAUCCAAAACAGAGCAAGCUCUUCUGUUUUAUUAGCUUUUUAUCAGAAAGAACAGUAACGUUGGACAAUAACAGACUCUCAAGUUAGAACAGCCUUAAUUUUGUAGUCAAGAGCUUUUUUCAAGUCUCAGGGAACAGCAUCCACGCUGACUCCUGUGCAGUGCUUUUACUCUUUGCACUUGAUACUUUUGUAUUGUUUUGAAGAACUUGUCCUGUUAAGCCAUUUUUUAAAAAGUUCUAUGAAAAUGCUAAAGGACUACAGAAAAUUUUAAAAUUCUGUGGUAUUUCUAUUUCAGUGGUUUAUUUGCUGUGGCAUUUUAUUCAAUAAAUAUUUGUUUAGAUUUUC